Messenger RNA from Sphaeramia orbicularis (orbiculate cardinalfish), 1714 nucleotides. Its product is annotated as brain acid soluble protein 1 homolog. The transcript is spliced from 2 exons. The record is from RefSeq and is a predicted model, not a curated record. Lineage: Eukaryota; Metazoa; Chordata; Actinopteri; Kurtiformes; Apogonidae. The coding region runs from base 167 to 808 and encodes 213 amino acids.
GCGCGCAGGCGGAGGAUCGCCGAGCCGAGCCGUUCCGUGCAAGCAGGCACAAGCCGCUGGGCGCGCGAGAGAAGCCGCAAAAAAAAUUACAGCAGCCGCAACUUGAAGCUGCGAUCAGCGCGAGGGAGCGUCGGAACUUCAGUCCGCACGAGACUAGAAAGGCAUCAUGGGAGGCAAACUCAGCAAAAAGAAGAAGGGAUACAACGUGAACGAUGACAAGGCCAAAGACAAGGACGCCAAAGCCGAGGGGGCAUCUGCUGAGGAGAGCGAGGCGCCCAAGGACAACAAAGACGAGGCCCCCGCUGCCACCGACGCCAAGGAGGUAGCCAACGACACAGCAGCUAAAGAGGCGCCGGCAGCGGACGCCGCCGCGGCCAAGGGCGAGGAAAAGAACGCAGCUCCGGCCGCAAAGGAGCCCGAGAAACCUGCCGCCAACGCUGAGCCGAAAACAGAGGCACCCAAGAGCGCAGAGCCCGCCAAGGCCGAGGAGAAACCGGCCGCCCCCGCCCCAGCCAAGGAGUCAGCCCCGGCCGCCAAGGAGCCGGAGGCCAAGGCAGCAGCAGCGGCCCCGGAGAGCAAAGACGAGGCCGACGCCAAAAAGACUGAGGCCCCCGCGGCACCAGCAGCCAAAGCCGAGGCGGCGCCUGCUGCCUCCCCUGACCCCAAGCCCACAGAGGCAGCGGCGGCGGCCCCUGCACCGGCAAAGGAGGCCACAGCCGCCAGUUCAACACCAGCCGCCGAACCGCCGAAGGAGGCGAACGCCACGGAGGCACCGAGCAAGGAUCAAACCGUAGCAGUUCAAGAUUAAUGGACAGCUUCUUUUCGGAAAUGAAAAUUAAGUACCUAACUCAACAACGACGAAUUAAAAAAAGAUGAAAAAGAAAUUAACUAGCCCACGCAUAUUAUGAAAUAACAAUAAUAAUAAUAAUUGUAAUGAUGACGAUUGGUUGAAGGAGCCGGACCGGAGCAACCGCCUGGAGAAGAAUCCGCAGCUGCAGAUGAUUAUUGCUAUUAUUAUUGUUAUGUUUUAUUCUAUUUUUUUCUGCUGUAGUAUUUGAACUUUGAUACGAGUCUGUGUCGGCCAUUUUGCCUCGCCAUCCCGCCACUGCCAUCGCCAUCUCCUUCACACGGUCAAGAGGUUCAACCCGGCAUUCAGAAACCCCGCCCCCUCACCCCCCUGCUCUGUGGACAAUGUGGGGAAAUUGGACCGAGGGGAAGGAGGGAGGGUCGACGGAACCACUUCACCAGCUGGACUCCCACCGCAUCCGUCCACUCUUCAUCCCUCCUCCUCCUCCUCCUCCUCCUCCUCCUCCUCCUCCUCCUCCUCCUCCUCCUCCUCCUCUACCGACAGUAUUCAGUGCUGUGGAUUUGUGGUCGUCUCCUUUUUUUUUUUCCCCAACCAUCUCCCUUCAGUUUUAUUUGUGUUUCCGGGUUGCGUCGCUGCCUGUUUCUCCAUCUCUUGGCUUAAAAUCGGGGGGAGUUUUGUCACGAGGACUGAGUUAGACCACGGUUUCUCGGACACUUUAGAGGUUGAUAAAGUCGGUGGACGCAGAGCUAAAUGUAUUCUUAGGCAUAAAACUGACGUAGGAGUUUUUUCAGAUCUAGAUUUUGUACUGAAACCCUUGGUAUGUAGUGAACUAAGUGGGUUUUUUUAACAUUUGUAAUAUCUACUACACCUGCAACGCCUCGCUAAAGCAACCUCUGAAGUGUUUUU